Messenger RNA from Xyrauchen texanus (razorback sucker), 3840 nucleotides. RefSeq names its product kelch-like protein 18. Bases 64 to 1794 code for a protein of 576 amino acids. The record is from RefSeq and is a predicted model, not a curated record. NCBI's taxonomy places the organism in Eukaryota, Metazoa, Chordata, Actinopteri, Cypriniformes, Catostomidae. Gene Ontology annotation, molecular function: protein binding. The transcript is spliced from 10 exons.
UUCACUCAAUGUAACAAGUACGGCAUCUACGUUUGGACAAAAAGUAUCGUUAACAGUCCCUCAAUGACUAUGGGUGACACGAUUUUUGAAGAAUUAGAAGAUUUGAUGCAUUUUUCAGUCGCCGAUUUACCCGUUCAUGGAUAUGCAGUAAUGGAGGAGAUUCGGCGACAAGGGAAACUCUGCGAUGUUACCCUAAAAGUAGGAGAGCAUAAAUUCAGUGCGCAUAGGAUAGUUCUCGCUGCUUCAAUCCCAUAUUUCCAUGCAAUGUUCACUAAUGACAUGGUUGAAUGCAAACAGGAUGAGAUCAUCAUGCAGGGCAUGGACCCCAGUGCACUUGAAGCACUAAUAAAUUUUGCUUACAAUGGACAUUUAGCCAUAGACCAACAGACUGUCCAGGCUCUCCUGAUAGGGGCCAGUUUCCUGCAGCUUCAAAAUGUCAAAGAUGCCUGCUGCUCCUUUCUACAACAAAGGUUGCAUCCAAAGAAUUGCCUUGGUGUACGACAGUUUGCAGAGACUAUGAUGUGCACCACUCUUUAUGAUGCAGCCAACAGCUUUGUUCACCAACACUUUGUGGAGGUAUCUGUGUCAGAUGAGUUCCUGACACUUCGGCUGGAAGAGGUGCUUGAGCUUGUGGGCUGCGAUGAGCUCAACGUCCAAGCAGAGGAGCAGGUGUUUGAGGCUGUGCUUGCUUGGGUGAGACAUUCACGUGAAGAUCGAGAGCCACGGUUACCGGAGUUGCUGUCAAAAACACGGUUGCCUCUGUGUCGACCUCAGUUCCUGUCUGAUUGCGUUCAACAGGAUGAACUUGUGCGCUGCUGCCACAAAUGCAGGGACCUUGUCGAUGAGGCGAAAGAUUACCAUCUCAUGCCGGAGCGACGACCCCACCUCCCAGCCUACAAAACCCGACAGAGAUGUUGCACUUCUAUUGCAGGCCUAAUCUAUGCUGUUGGGGGCCUCAACAGUGCUGGUGACUCAUUAAAUGUUGUGGAGGUAUAUGAUCCCAUUGGAAACUGUUGGGAGCGAUGCCAAAGUAUGAGCACUACCCGAAGUCGAGUGGGUGUUGCUGUUGUGAAUGGACUGCUUUAUGCUAUUGGUGGUUACGAUGGUCAGUCACGGCUUAGAACUGUAGAAGUUUACAACCCAGAAACUGACACGUGGACCAAAGUUUCUAGCAUGAACACUCAACGCAGUGCAAUGGGAACAGUUGUGGUUGAUGGACAUAUAUAUGUUUGUGGCGGAUAUGAUGGGAAAUCUUCUCUAAAUUCUGUUGAGUGCUAUUCCCCUGAGACUGACAGAUGGACGAUAGUUACAGAAAUGAGCGCAAGCCGCAGUGCUGCCGGUGUUACUGUAUUUGAAGGCAGAAUAUUUGUAUCCGGUGGUCAUGAUGGUCUACAGAUCUUCAACACAAUGGAGUACUACAACCAGCAUACAGCCUUGUGGCACCCUGUUGCUCCCAUGAUGAACAAACGAUGUAGGCAUGGUGCUGCAGCCUUGGGCAGCAAUCUCUAUGUGGCAGGCGGUUAUGAUGGCUCUGCGUUUCUCAGUGGGGCAGAGGUGUACAGCUCAGUAGCUGAUCAGUGGAGCCACCUAGUGGCCAUGAACACUCGGCGCAGCCGUGUUUCUCUGGUGGCAAACUGUGGUCGACUCUAUGCAGUGGGAGGUUAUGACGGACAGUCCAAUCUCAGCUCUUUGGAGAUGUACGACCCAGAAACCAACCGCUGGAGGUUUAUGGCACCAAUGGUGUGCCAUGAAGGUGGGGUAGGGGUUGGCUGUAUACCCCUGCAACCUGCUUAAUGCCACAGUCUCCCUCAGCCCAAAAGACAUUUUUGCUUAUUAAAAAAAACAAGGUUUUUUACUGGGUGAUCUAACAAGAUGCAUUAAUAAUCAUGAUGUCAUGUCCUUCAUAUGAUUGCAGCAAAGGUACUAUAAUUCAGGCAAAAAUCCUAGUGCAGAUAUGCUAGUACAACUUUGAUGGUGAAAUAAUAAAAUCCUGUAAAAUCUUUUGACAACCAAAUGUUAAAUUUAUACACAUGAGAUCAUGCUAGUACUUUCACAAGCAUCAUGAAGGUACAAGCUCCCAUAUUUGGGCUGCACUUCUGCUAAACAACUAAGAACAUUUGGAAGAAAUGGAAUAUAAUAGGAAACAAACAGAAAUGUGCUAACUGGAGAAAGAAAGACAUUUUCUUGUCUGACAUAUCUCGCUCUGUAGUAGUGUGACUGUAAACAGGUGACUUUGGCAGCCUGUAAUCAUGGACCCAUUAAAGGGAUAGUUAAUGCAGAAAUUUAAAUUCUGUCAUCACUUAAGCACCGUGGUCACUUUUCACUUUCACUGCAUCUUUUUUUCACCGUACAAUGAAAGUAAAUGCUGACGCAUUCUGUCAUUCUGCCUAACAUAUCCCUUUCUUAUGGGAAAAAGAAAGCGAUGUAACUUCUGAACAACAUGGGUGUUAGUAAAUGACAGAAGUUUUAUUUUUGGGUAAACUAUUAAGUUAAAGCAUCAGUUCAUGAGUAAUAGUUGUGUAUAUAGAUUGCCUUGUUAUUCCUUAACUGGAAGCUAUUUUAGAAUAAUAGAGAGUUGAAAGUUAACCACUGCCAUAAUUGGGAGAGUGUGAUCAAGUAGAUGGUUAAAAAGGAUAAUUAUUACAAAGUCAUUUUUGUUGUACCAAACUAAACAUUUGAUUUGGGAUAUUGCUCAUAAUGUUUUGCAGAAAAUUAUGGAAAUCUAUUGUGAGCAACUGUCCUGUGCAGAACAUCCAGAUGUGCCAUAAACCAUUUCCACUUUACAUGGAAUCACAUUUUGAACCAUUUUGAACACUUGGUUAAUUUGAAUUCUCACUUUAAAAAAAAAAGUAUAUUUUGAUCAGGUUCACUUUGCAACUUGGUCUUAUUGGUUUUGGGAGAGCAGAUCACCAGCUCAAUAUUCUUUCCUUGUAGAUUUUGACUGAUUAUGAAAUGGAUGGGUGGAUCUAAUUCUGUCUUUUGUUUUCUUUUAAUUUUUUUCUUUGUUUCUUUAAAAAAAAAAAUGUGUUAUUGAAUUUGUGAGAAUCAGCACACAUACCGAAAGAGGGAGAGUGAACUUGAUAUGAGUUUAAGAGGACCCUUGUCAGAUAUGUGCUUUCAGGACUUCACUAUAGUGGCAUCAUGUCCUCUUGAUAGUAUGAGUGCAGAUAGGAGAUUUAAAUGGAACAUUCCCUUGUGUUUUGUGCAACAAAAAAAGGAAGAAUUUAUUGACUAAGGGAUUGACUGUAUGGAGCAGUAUGUUUUCAAAUAUUUUUCUUGAUUAUUCUCAGACAUUACUUGCUUUUAAUUUCAAAUAACACAUCUGAAUUUGGGAUUACUGACUGUGAAUUUAAUGUGGUAUAUAUUUUCUUUGUCUUUUUACCAUUACUGAAUAUCUCUGAUGAUUUAAUUUCAUGAUUUAUUUUAUAUUAACUUCCAAUUGUGGUGCAGUAUUUCUACUUUUAAUAUUUGUUUGUCUCUAAUUUAUUAAUAGCUGUAAUAUUUUCUCUUUUUUAUAGAAUUGCACAUAGUUUAUCUGUCACAGAAAUGAGAAUCAAGUUUACAUUUUAUGGAAAUUAAAAUAUAUAUAUAUAUAUAUAUGAGUGUGUUUGUGUAUAUAUGGAUCGAUAAAUCUUGUCUUUAAAAUAUUGGUCAGCUACCUCCGAUUGACAUGGGGAGCAUAAUGGGGACAAAUAUCGAGUCAGUUGCCCUGUUACCUUUAAAAACAUUUCCAUUUAACCUGAAAGAAUUUUUCCGGAAUUCACUGAAAUCUCUGGUGUGGGACUAAAAUAUUCUUUUUCACCUGAUUCUUAAAUGUCUUUAAUAAACAUACAUUUUAUG